Molecule: messenger RNA, 1854 nt
Organism: Brassicogethes aeneus
Lineage: Eukaryota; Metazoa; Arthropoda; Insecta; Coleoptera; Nitidulidae
Source: the annotation of a GenBank genome assembly
AUAUGUUUGACAUUUAUUUUGAAUGACCCUCGUAACACAUUUACGACUGUUCCUCGUACAUUAAAAAUGACCUUGGAAUUAAAAAUGAAACAAACAGUAUUUUUUGGGAACAGCUGUUCCUAGGUAUCUAGCACCAGGGUCCCAGGCACCCUGUCUAGCACGUAGAAUAACAGAUCCAAGUCCAUACCUGUUACUUUAUUACCUAGUUAUUCGCUUAUUAUAAUACCUGCUUCAAAAUACAUUUUCCUAUAGGUAUAUAAUCAAGCCCAUCUCGAGUCGUACUUAUCCUCCCCACCUGUGGUAAAGUCCGUAAGAUAAGAUUAGUACAAAAGUUGUUGUCGAAAAAAUAUAACUUGUUUCUUAAAUUUUGAUUUGCUGGAAUUGAUUAAGGCGGUAAACAAAACAAUGAAUCAAUUCACUGACGAUCUUUUGACCGAAAAAAUAUUCCACUGCCAGAUUUGCGAUGAACUCUGCACGGCCGAUAUUUUCCUGGUCCGAGGUAAAGGAAACGUUUGUGGAAGAUGUUUCGAAGAAAGGUGUGGGGAGGAAAUGAAAUCCAGGGCCGAAUUAAACACUGCGCUCAUCUUAAUUAUAGCCAGGCUGAUGUUGCCGUGCAAGUUUAAAUCCAAGGGCUGCAACAAGAGGUUGGAGUCCAAAAGUUAUUCCAAGCACAUCGGUAGUUGCGAUUUUAAAACUAAACAGUGCCCGAUGAAAAAUGUUGCAGCUUGUGACUGGAGUGGAAGCAAUUCCGAAUUUGGUGGACAUUUAUUAAAAAAACAUAAAGAACAUGUUAUUAAAGGCGAGAACAAUAUUUUUAAGGUUAAAACAUCCCUAGGGGUACGCUUCAACGUUAAGAUAUUAUCUGAUGAUUUCCAAAGCUGCCUUUUAAAGACUUCAGUUGUCGAUGAUAAAUUUUAUUACGCCUUGAAUCCACUUGGACAAUCCGAAGAAAAUAUGGAAUACUCGGUGGAGCACAAAAGUAUCGAAACAACAAACCAUUCGGUAAUAAAAACCGCUGGCACUCUAACGAAACUAAACGGUAUUUAUAACGAACAGAACCUGGAUAAAAACCCUAACGCUACUGCGGUGGACAUCGGUCUGUUGAACCACCUUGCAGACGAAAAAAAUACGAUUUCGAACGAGUUUAAUUUAAAUCCCAAAGGAGUAGACGAACAUAUCUUAAAGCUGCUGGAAUGUCCCGUCUGUAUGGAGACGAUGCGGGCGCCAAUUUAUCUGUGUUCCAACGGGCAUAGCGUUUGCUUUUCAUGCAAAGAAGAGUUGGAACAAUGUCCAACUUGUAAGGGGUGGUGGGCCAAUAUUAGGAACUACUUCAUGGAAAACUUUACGAAAAAUAUUAAGUAUCCAUGCAAAUAUAAAAAAUCGGGAUGCAACGAAAUUGUCAUCGAAAGUCAGUUAGGGAAACAUGAAGCAAAAUAUCCGUCACGUAUCUAUCAAUGUCCGAUGGAUUGUUUUGAAACUGGAAACUUUGAAUUCAUUUUGAAACAUUUAAAGACCAACCAUAAGGAUAUGGAAUUUACUACGGAAAUAGAAGAUACAUUUGGAUCGGAAGAAACCCUCAAAUGGAUGGUGUUUGAUUCAAAAUUAUUUAGAAUAUCGUAUUUUGGUUCGGAUUAUUGUUAUUGGGCUGUCGAAUUGGUUUGCUCCAAUGAAAACCCCAAUUUGUAUACCUUUGAAGUAAAAAUUUUAAAUCAUCCAUUAGAAUGGACCUUAAUAAAAUAUUCUACUUGCUUAGAAGAAAGAAAACAGCGACCAUUGGAAAAAAUAACGGACUGUACCACCUAUUAUUUUCACCAUCUUAUAAAAUUUAAUGUUUCUAUUAAGAGAAGCAACUGA